Lagopus muta (rock ptarmigan) is the source of this 6724-nucleotide messenger RNA. RefSeq names its product spermatogenesis associated 5 (gene AFG2A). Gene Ontology annotation, cellular component: VCP-NPL4-UFD1 AAA ATPase complex; cytoplasm; nucleus. The record is from RefSeq and is a predicted model, not a curated record. The transcript has 17 exons. Gene Ontology annotation, molecular function: polyubiquitin modification-dependent protein binding; ATP hydrolysis activity; ATP binding. Bases 6 to 2531 code for a protein of 841 amino acids. Gene Ontology annotation, biological process: autophagosome maturation; retrograde protein transport, ER to cytosol; mitotic spindle disassembly. Lineage: Eukaryota; Metazoa; Chordata; Aves; Galliformes; Phasianidae.
GCGGCAUGGCCGCCCGGCGAAGAAGCAGGGGGCGGUCGGCCCCGGGCGGGAGCUCCCCGCUGGCCGGCGGGGCCGAGGGCGGGCCGCCGCUGCUGCACGUCGCCGAGGCGGUGCAGGCAGAAGAUGACAAAAUCCCCAAGAUGUUCCGGAGAGCCCUGGCGCAGCUGUCUCUGAACAGUAUGAAGGCCGCCAACAUCUGCAUCGGUCGCCCGGUGCUGCUCACGGCGGCGGGAGGAAAGCAGGAGGUCUGCACUGCCUGGCCCACUUCAGGCUUCCCAGGUGGGAAGAUUGGGCUGAGUGACACCACACAGAAGAGCCUGAGAGUCAGUGUGGGUGAUGCCAUCACCGUACAGCCCGUGACUGGUGCGGUCAUCCAAGCAGAGGAAGUUGCUGUGAAGAUGAGGGAUAAAGAUGCCUGCAUUAAUGCUGAGGAAAUGUCAGUCUGUCUGCUGAGAAACUUAGAUGGGAAAGUUGUUUUACCAGAAAAUCUCCUGGCAUUCAGUUUCUAUGGCAAACUGUGUAAUGUGCUGGUGAUGAAGGUGAAGGGGACGGACAGUCUGGAGCUGCAUGCCCAGGCUGGUGCCAUUUCCAGCGAGAUGUGUGAGCCAGACCUGGAGAAAUCUGACUUGGAGAUGAGUGCACUGGAUCUGUCCUUACAGCUCAGCAGGAUGGACAUUGAUGAAGAUCCAGAGGCUGCAUCUGCGAGCACUCCAUGCAAACCGGUGUGUCUGGGUUCACCAGUUACUCCCAGUUCUGCUGUGACAGCUGCUGCUCAAGGUUCUCAGGGAGAUGAAGCCUGCAGCAGAGAGGGUACUGCAGACUUGGCUGCUGGUUUGGAGCUGCCUGGGAAAGAAGGCAGUGAGAGGCUUCCAUCGGCUGCCAAACCUGGAGCAUUCAGCAGCACAGACACUUUUUAUUACAUUUCUUCAAGAACUAGAAUCAAUUUUAUAGAAACUAGGACGAACAUAGAAGAAGAUAGUGACCAUGGACCCCAAGUUACCUAUGACAUGAUAGGAGGUUUAAGCAGCCAGCUCAAAACUAUUAGAGAAAUGGUUGAACUGCCCCUGAAGCAAGCUGAAUUGUUCAAGAGUUACGGAAUCUCACCUCCUAGAGGAGUCCUGUUGUAUGGCCCUCCAGGUACUGGGAAGACUCUCAUUGCCAAAGCCAUUGCAAGUGAGGUUGGCGCUCACGUAACUGUUAUUAAUGGUCCUGAAAUAAUAAGCAAGUUUUAUGGAGAAUCUGAAUCAAGACUACGUCAGAUAUUUGCCGAAGCUUCUUUGCGUCGUCCUUCUAUUAUAUUUAUAGAUGAAUUGGAUGCACUCUGCCCAAAGAGAGAAGGAGCUCAGAAUGAAGUGGAAAAGAGAGUUGUAGCUUCCUUGCUGACAUUAAUGGAUGGCAUUGGCUCUGAAGGCAGUGAAGGGCAGCUCAUGGUACUGGGGGCCACCAAUCGCCCUCAUGUGCUAGAUGCAGCACUGCGCAGACCCGGCCGUUUUGAUAAAGAAAUAGAAAUAGGAAUUCCUAACGCCCAGGACCGCCUGGACAUACUACAGAAGCUUCUGAAGAAGGUUCCCCAUUCUCUCACGGCAGCAGAGAUGAUGCAACUGGCUGAUAGCGCGCAUGGUUAUGUGGGUGCUGACUUAGCAGCCUUGUGCAAGGAGGCAGGUCUGUACGCGCUGCGGAGAGCUCUGGGGAAGAGAGCUCGCCCCUCAGACACCGAGGUGGCUGGGUCAGUGAUGAUUGCUUUCAAUGACUUCCUGCAGGGGAUGAAGGAUGUCAGGCCCAGCGCCAUGAGGGAGGUGGCAGUCGAUGUGCCAAAAAUAUCUUGGUCAGACAUAGGAGGACUAGAAGAUGUCAAGCUGAAAUUGAAGCAGGCAGUUGAAUGGCCUCUCAAGCAUCCUGACUCCUUCAUCCGAAUGGGGAUUCAGCCUCCAAAAGGUGUGCUGCUUUAUGGACCUCCUGGAUGCUCAAAAACAAUGAUAGCGAAAGCUUUGGCUCAUGAAAGUGGCCUCAACUUCUUGGCAGUGAAGGGACCUGAACUGAUGAAUAAAUAUGUUGGUGAGUCGGAACGAGCAGUGAGAGAGAUCUUUAGGAAAGCCAGAAUGGUGUCUCCUUCGAUUCUUUUCUUUGAUGAAAUAGAUGCCUUGGCAGUUGAAAGGGGAAACUCUUCAGGUGCUGGGAAUGUAGCAGACCGUGUCUUGGCUCAGCUGUUGACGGAAAUGGAUGGGAUAGAGCAGCUGAAGGACGUGACAAUUUUGGCAGCUACAAACAGACCGGACAUGAUAGACAAGGCUUUGCUGAGACCGGGAAGAAUAGACAGAAUUAUCUAUGUGCCUUUGCCAGAUGCAGCCACUCGUGGGGAGAUCUUCAAACUUCAUUUUCGGUCCAUGCCAGUCAGUGAGGAAAUCUGCUUAGCAGAGCUUGUUCAGCACACCCACAAGUAUUCAGGAGCAGAGGCACUGAAACACUCACCGUUGCAACCCUGGUGUCUGUGCAUCCAACAUAAAAUGAGUAGAUGUAAUUCACCGGAGUAAUAACCAUGCACGGAGGGAUCUACCUUUGGCAACAGCAUUGCUUCUUAGGUCUGACUGCUCUGCCUCCCUAGAAUGCAGGCAUGCAAUCUUCUGAUUUUCUUGGGAAACAUGAGCAGCUGGGUACCAUGGGAAGCUCCAAGAGGUAAACUUAGAAACAGUCUGAAAUUCCUCUAGCACUCUGCCAAGGAAAUAGAUACUCCACCAGAGACAUCUCGCACCUUCCAGGAACUGAGAUCCAAUAAAUGAAAAGCAAGGGAGCUCCCAUUAAGGACAUAAUUCAUCUUUCAGUCUAAAAGCACUACGCAACAAAUGUAUUUUCCCACUCCCUGCCUCAAUUCAGGAUAUAUAUGUGUGUGUAAAUAGCCAUACAGAAAAAAACAGAAGGUAUAACAUCCCUUUUAUUCUCAUUAUCCUAUGACUUGUAUGCUUUCUAUCCAACAGAUAGAAACAGAAGGACUACAAAAGAUUUCCUAGAUUUUGUGGCCAGUAUUUUUAGCUGAGUUUGUUUGCAUUUUACUGUACUGUAUUAUGGUAUAGUACAUAGGUACUAUAAAUAUAUUUGCUGUUAACUUGGUAUACCAGAUCCAAAUCAGAAAUAGUAUUUGCCACAGUGGAAGGUCUAAAAACAGGAUGAAAACAGGAUUUCAAAAACCAUGAAAAAGAUUUUUUUUUUUUGGCUUUCUGUUGAGUGGAUUCAGCCAUCUUUUGCUGGUGACAUAAUGUAACAGAAAUGCUACUGGAGCUGAAACAAGUUGAAAGACAGUUCUAGACUGGCUGAGUUCUACUGACAAAAGAAUAAAUAUUUUUAGGGAAGGGAGGACACGUCUCCCAAUUCCUUUUGCUGAAUUGAAUUUAUUUGCUUUGUUUUGAUAGGAGUCUAAGACCUCUGCUGCUCUCCUAGGUUAAACUUAAGAAGGGAAACACUGGCUUAAGAAGCAAAAGCAUUAUUUUUCAAUGCAAGAAAGUUGGAAUAUGCUGAAUGUGUUGCUCAGCCUCAUCAUCUGCAAGAAGCUGAGCAAACAAAAGAGCUAAUUAAUGCCCAUACACUGAUAGGUUUCCUCAGGUAGAAGCUGACAAAUCUGUUCUGUUGUUUUUCUUUUGUUUUGCUUUUCUAGAGAGAAACUUCUGAUGGCUACAGCUAACGAUCUUCUCCAAGUCUUUUAAAUUUUUAGUUGCAUAAUUCAAUCCACCUUGCUAGCGGCAUUCAGCAAAAUAGCAUUGGCUUACUGUGCAGGUCCUCUGUAGUAACAGCAUACUUUGAGUGAGAACACAGUAUUCUGUUAAUUACUUUUAAUUAAAAUGAACACACACACAUAUGUAUGUGUACAUACAGAAAGACUGUUUUUCUAGUGGCUUGGCUUCCUUUUUCUCACUGAAGGGAAGAAGUUAAACUUUCUCAUUAAAUGUUUAUAUAAAAAUGAAAUAAUUCUGAGGUUAACCAGAAAUGCAGCUUAAUCUUGUAUAGAAACAUGUGUGUGAUUCUUUUUUCAGUUGCACAAAUAUAGCUGAAACUUGAAGUUGGCAGAGAGCGCUGUUUAAAAAUAUUUAGUCCCAGCAUGUAAAAACUCGUUUCGUUACGGAAUUCCUUUGUGAAAGGUGUAGCUAUGACAUGUCUCUACCAAAGUGAUGGGAUCCAUAUCGACACAGUACGUUUUGGAAACUAGCUGCAUUUUGGGCUUGUAGUUACAGAAGUUAAAUUGGAAUUUACAUGUUUUAUAUAUUGCUUGGAAGGAUACCACAUCUACUAACAUUUUUAAGAGAGUGGAAAGAAGAAUAAAGAAAGCUUACAGAUGGGUUCGAAGUUUCGCUCUGUUAGAACAUGUUGGGAUGAGUAGAGGUAUGUAUGAUGACACUUACCAUGUACCACUAAAGGCUCUGGUUUAUUCUCACUAGCUGUCAUCAUGUGUUAUAGUUAUGAUACAUAUGCUUAGUUUUGGCGACUUACCUUAUCUUUUCCUUAUUUUUCUCUGUGUGUGUUUGAACUUCAUAGAAUAUUAAGAGCUACUGAUACAUGCGAUAAUAUCUGCUGCCCAGGCACAGCCCUGCUCAGUUUUUGGUCCUGUAGGAGCAGUUACAUGCAGCAUUAUGUGAUCAUUGGUUGCUGCCCCAUGAGAGCACAGGACCAGCGGCAAGCACAGGACCAGUGGCCUGGCUCGGUUCCUCACUGGUGUGCCACGUGCUAUGACCACAGUAGGCAAACAAGCAUGAAGCCCAGCCCCCCUGGCUGAGACCAAGAGGAGGACAUGGUCUCUACGCAGCCCCAGAGUAGCUGUGGCCACCAUGGAAAGAUCCAAGGGGACUGCUGUCCUGCUCAGACUGUGUGUACUCAGGUAGAAUGAAAACUUAAUGUCCCUGGUGCAGAUCAUCAGGUAGGCUCUGUACACAUGCACAUGUAGUGGCAAGUGCAUCAAUCUGUGAAGUUACGCAAAUAAGCACACUGCAGAUUAAACACUAAGUGAAGACUUGAGCCUGUCUAUUCUGAAGUUACCUAUAGUGAUCAUUAAAGGAGCUGGUUUUGUUCAAUUACAUUUCCUUAACGACCUCUCAUAAAAGAAAUCAGGAAUAGCAGAGAUCAUUAGCUCGGUUUGUUGGAUCAGAGACACAAGACACACAUAAUACCUAUCCUUUUUAUUUAAGAAUUACAAAGGUGCUUGCUUCUUCCUCUCUCUUUUAAAGUAACUGUCCAACAUCGACUCAUAUUAAAUGUCUUUUUAAUAAACAAGGAAGAAGGAAGCCUAUCUUUCUGUAAGAACAUAAUAUUUGAAUACAGUGUUUCAUUGCAGAGAAUGGUUUCAAUACGAAUAGGAGCAGUGGUCAUGAACACAGAACCAGAAUACAUGUAUGCACUUCAGCUUCAGGAAAACAUUUAAUAAUGUUUUAAAACAUAGUUGCUUAGAGAUCAGAGAAGCCUCUGUCUCACUGGGGUGCUUACAUGGCCAGUGAGUGCUUUGCACACUUGCUUUUUUCUAGCAUUGCUGUAGCAGGUUAUGAAAGUUGUGUAAAGAGACAACCAGUUCUUAAGUCAAUUCCCUGCAAAGCUCCAGUGAUGGGUGCAGCACGAGUCUUCGGAGUGAAUGGGUACUGUAUGAAAAGUAUUGCACUAAUAUAUUUCAUUGUCUUCCAUUUAGAAGAUGUGAUUUUCCAUUUUCAGGAUGAUCGAACACAGAACCCAUCUGAUUUAAAUCUACAGAUCACAGAGUGAGUGGAAGGAAGAGGUGCCCAUAUAGGGGUAAUUCUGUUGUUCAAAGAUGAGAUGAAAAUUUAUCACGGGGCAAUCAAUUAUUUCCUAGUGUUGGAAGCUUGUUCUCCUAAACAGAGCAAGAUUUGUAGUGGGCUGUAAGGAUUAAUCUUCUCAGAGAAGAAAGGCAUGUUAUCCUGUAUUUCCUAUUUUAUAUAUAAACAGGAAAGCUGAAACAUGAGAGAAAUACAAAAUUGAAGACUUUUUGAAAUGCAUCAAAAGUCUACCUCUCAACACUUAAAAAUCACUCAAUUUUGUCCCCUGUUUUCAAGGGGAAUAAAAUGGCAAUUAUGGCAUCUUAAGACAGCAUUUUUAUCUCCAAAGCAGCAUCUUGUAUGCAAACAUUAUCUGGGGCAUGCCUUGCUGCCAGUGUCAUGCUGUGAUACCCCAACUGCUCUGCCCAUCAGAAGCAGCAUGAUGCUGUUAGAACAGUAACCCAGUGGUCAGCCAGCAUCUGGAUUGCUUUCCCAGUGGUCUGGUGGUUUGUGCCUGGUAUGAAAGGCCCAACCUCGUGCCUGCACCUACACUAGAGGCUGUGGCCAGCAGUGGGUUGUGUCUGCACAGAGGGUCACAGAGUGGGCUGCGGUGCCGCUCCCCACCACGGAGGGACCCAGUGGGGCCAGCAGUCCCCUCAUGGGACCACACUGGGGGUCAGCGCCCACCUCGGGGCCCAGCAGCCUGCCCUGGUGCCACGGAGCAGCUCGCAGGUAGCCUCCUGCAGGGCAGCACGCCGUGUCGUGCUAUUCACAGUCCACGGCACCAUUCUGCUUCCAGCCUCCUAAUCCCUCUUACACACAAUCCCUUACAACUUUAACUGGUGGGGUGGAGGAGUGAAUUAAAAAGGAAGGAAAAAGGAAUGAAACACAAUGUGCAGGCAGUGUCUGCCAGGGACUGUGUGCACAAUUGACACCAGCUGCAGCCCAAUUAAAGCCGACAUUCACAGGUGUUCCCCGCA